AUGGUGAACCCGAAUUUCUCGAAUGGGUCCAACCGGACCCUUAAGAAUUACUUCACACCCACUGAAUAUACAUCACUAUCAUGCAUUCAGUUACCCGACACCACCGCUGCUCAUUGCUCAGCUCUUGUUUUUUUAUUUGCUACCAGUGAUUUGCUUGUCAGAUCAACAAUUGUUGAUAAAGAGAUCAUACUGCCAAUUAGUGUUCUAUCUUCUUGGUCAAUUCCUUCAAUGGUUGAUGGCCUGAAACCAGGUCAAAGGAAGAUCCUUUUCUGUUCUUUCAAGCGCAACUUUGUGAAGGACGCAAAAGUUGCUCAAUUCUCUGGUUAUGUAUCUGAGCAUUCAGCUUACCAUCAUGGUGAGCAGAGUCUUGCCAGUACCAUCAUUGGCAUGGCACAGGAUUAUGUGGGCAGCAAUACCUUAAACCUGCUUUUACAUUUUUAUUCCAGAACUAAGGCAGCGUACUUCGGUGCCUUCACCCUAUCGCAAGCUUACUUUGUGAAUUGCAGUCAUAGAAGAAUUAAUGAGUUGAAGACAGACAUUGAUGUUCCUGAUGACGUUAUUAAUCAAUUCAAGAACUUCUGGUUGAAUUUCAAAGAUACACCUUUAAAAGGGAGGAAUGCCAUUCUGCGAGGUAUAUGCCCACAGAUUUUUGGACUCUUUACUGUAAAGCUUGCAGUUGCAUUAACACUUAUUGGAGGUGUGCAACAUGCUGAUGCUUCUGGGACGAAAGUUCGAGGAGAGUCUCAUUUGCUUCUAGUUGGUGAUCCAGGUACUGGAAAGUCUCAAUUCUUGAAGUUUGCUGCUAAAUUGAGCAAUAGAUCAGUUAUUACUACUGGUUUGGGAAGCACUAGUGCUGGAUUGACAGUUACUGCAGUCAAGGAUGGAGGGGAAUGGAUGUUGGAAGCUGGGGCCCUUGUAUUAGCAGAUGGUGGUCUUUGUUGCAUAGAUGAAUUUGACAGCAUGAGGGAACAUGACAGGGCAACGAUACAUGAAGCAAUGGAGCAGCAAACUAUAAGCAUUGCCAAGGCUGGUCUUGUGACAACUCUCAGUACUUGGACAAUUGUCUUUGGUGCAACAAAUCCCAAGGGACAGUAUGAUCCCAAUCAACGUAUCUUUUUGUCACUUUGUCUUUCAUAUUUGGAAUUUACCCCCACAAAUUACUGUUACCUGAUUAUAUCGGUUAUUGCUCACCUAUAAAAUGUCCAGUCAUUUAGUCCGUAGUCACCAUCGUCGUCCAAUUUUUAAAUGGACAUAAAUGUGAACAGUAACCAAACUUGGUGCAUUCAUAUCCCUUAGUGUCGGUCUUUUAGUUGAUUAUUCUCAAUGGUCCAUUUGGGCACACCAGGAAAAGAAGAGGUUGUGAAAGCAAAUAAAGCACAAACACUUGUGUAAAAAGAGAUUGGUAGCAUGCUUGUUUAAAUUUCAAGGCACUUCUGGUAUGUACAAUAUGAUAUUUUUAAAUUUCACCCAUUGGUUUUUGUUUUGUGUUUUUCUAUAUGUUUUGCAUAUUUGAGUAUAAGUAGUGAAGUGCUGGCUUGUGAGGUCCACUUAUUGACUAUAAAAUAGAUGGCCUGUCUUUCUGCAUAUGGCAUCAUACUGGGUGCAUCAUCAAAAAAUAAAGUUUCAUCUAUAAUUACAUAACAAAUAAUUUCAUCUAACAAAUCCUUCAUCUACAAAUGCAUAACAAAUCCUUCAUGUAUAUAUGCUUUUAUGUGGGAAUUAAUUUUGAUCAUAAUAAUUAAAACUUAACUCACAUGAAGAUGGCUACUAUAAGAUUAGUUCAAGCUUGAAUUAAUUUUGCAAUGACCUACUCAAGCUUCUCAGUAGACUUGCCCUACUUGAUACUUCAUGCAAUACUUUCAAAAUUGUCAUGAUGGCUAAAGGUAAUGGUUGGCCAUGGCAAGUUAUUAUCUUACUUCGAUGAUGAUUUCAAGAUG
This is a messenger RNA of Camellia sinensis, 1937 nucleotides long. The record is from RefSeq and is a predicted model, not a curated record. NCBI's taxonomy places the organism in Eukaryota, Viridiplantae, Streptophyta, Magnoliopsida, Ericales, Theaceae.